UCGUGUCACCUUUUUAAUUUAAGAUGUUACGCGCAUGUAUAGGCUUCGCAGCCCAUUUAAUCAAAGGAGAAAAGCGCAGAAAAUCGCCGUGCGACGCGUGUAAACAGAGCACCGAGCUAGGAGGAAAUCUGGCGUGUAUUUGCGGGUUAAGCGCCGGACUGGCCUCCUAUAAAUUAUGUAGCAGUAGGAGCCCUCCCAUACCAAUCUUAGCGAAGUGACUGUGCAUGCAAGGUGAUCCGAGAUGAUUGAAACGUAGCCGGAUCGUCAUUGUAAAACACUGAUUAUUUUACUCCCCCCCUCCCUGGGCAGAAGCUGGGGUAGAUCUGGGGCAGGAAGCGCAAACCGUGGGAGCGGUGAGAAGUGGACGCGAACGCGGCGGAAACAUGCCGGCAAUACGCGGCUGCCUCCUGCUCGCCUGCGCUCUGCUCCAGUUUGACGUUUCAGGAUGUUUGUCUGGAGACCACGGCCCUCUUAUGACUGCUCACCGUGUGAAGUGGCCAGUCCUGGUCACCCGGCGUGCCGAGAAGCUUGGGAAGACCGUGGACCUGGGGGUCAUGGGUAGUAGCAUGAAGGUGGUCCGUCACCCACACCAUCACCAGCUGGAUGAGCUGCACCGGCACCCACCAGCCAACCACCUCAGCGAUCUCCCCAGCAAUCUGCCACACGGCCAGUCGCGGGCCAGGAUCGGCAAGCUUCGGCCCGCCUUAAUCACACCCCCCCAUUUCCGGCAGGCACCCCCCGAGCAGGCAGCUGGCUUUCUGGCUCGCACCGAGGACGACGUGAGGGUGGAGAACGCCCCCAUCUCCGUCAGACACCUCGUCACUGUGGCCCUGCAGAUGGACGUCCGCAAGCUGAACAUGUCCUUGUUGCGCUCCUUCCGGGAGGGCAUGGCCGCUGCCCUGGACGUGCUCCCCCAGAGAGUGCACAUCAACGGCCUGGAUGAGAGAAAGAACGGUAUCGAGCUCUACGUGUCGUCGGAUGGACCUGGGCUGGGGGAGCCCCUCCCCUCCAGAGAGGUCAUCCGCUCUCUCAACAUCAACGUCCUCCAUCGGAGCCUGGGCCCAUUCGGGGUCACAGGGGUCACCUCCGAGAAGAACGUGCUGCAGGGCCAGCAUGAGAGGGACAAUGUGUGGACCAAGGAGGGAUUCUACGCAGUGGUCAUCUUCCUUACCAUCUUCGUCAUCGUCGUCACCUGUUUGAUGGUCUUGUACCGGCUCAAGGAGAAGGUUGAGCUCUCAGACCGGCAGUUCAAGGAACCGCCUGGGCAGGAGCUGCACCUGACCCCAAUUCAAGUGCACGCACCGCAGCCACAGGCCAAGCCGGCCCCCAGCAUGGUCCGGGCCGAACCGGCCACGAAGCCUGCCAGCGCCGCCCCCCCUGAGCUCCCGCGAACCCCCUGCCCGGCCACCUCCGAGCCCAGACCCAUACCAUCCCCCAGCCCCUCCCCCUUCAGGAUGAAGCCCAGCGCAGGCCUUCAAGAGCGACGAGGGUCCAAUGUGUCCCUGGUGCUGGACAUGAGCGUCCUGGGGUCCGUGGAGCCGCUGAGCAGCACGGGGGCGACGCCCCGUGAGCGCGUGGCCCAGGAGUACCUGCAGGCGGCCAGCCGCACCCUCUCCCGGCAGCAGCUCCGCGGUGCCGUGCUCAACACGCAGAACCUGCACGCCGAGUUCGUGGAAAUCCCGAUGAAUUUCGUGGAUCCCAAAGAAGUGGACAUUCCCACGCAUGGCACGAAGAACCGAUACCGAACCAUUUUGCCAAACCCCCACUCCAGAGUGAUCUUAAAGACCAAGAAUGCUAACGACCCACUCAGCAGUUACAUCAAUGCCAACUAUAUCCGAGGCUUCCUGGGAUUCGAGAGGGCCUACAUCGCCACCCAAGGGCCCAUGAUCAACACAGUCAACGACUUCUGGCAGAUGGCGUGGCAGGAGAGCUGUCCCGUCAUCGUCAUGAUCACCAAGCUGAAGGAGAAGAAUGAGAAAUGCGUCCUCUACUGGCCGGAGAAGCGAGGCAUCUACGGGAAGGUGGAGGUGCUCGUCGACGGCGUGAGGGAAAGCGAGCACUACACCGUCCGCCAUCUCACUCUGCAGCAAGGGGGCCAGAGCCAUAGCCUGAAGCAUUACUGGUACACCUCCUGGCCGGACCACAAGACCCCCGACAGCGCCCAGCCCCUCCUGCAGCUCAUGGCCGAGGUGGAGGAGGACCGGCAGGCCUCGGGGCCCCGAGGGCCCGUCAUUGUUCACUGCAGUGCUGGGAUCGGCCGGACCGGAUGCUUCAUCGCCACGACCAUAGGGUGCCGGCAGCUGCAGGAGGACGGCACGGUGGACGUGCUGGGCAUCGUGUGCAAGCUUCGAGUGGACAGGGGAGGCAUGAUUCAGACGGGUGAGCAGUACGAGUUCGUCCACCACGCACUGAGCCUCUACGAAAGCCGACUCUCUGCUGACGCUGGCCAAUGAGCGUAGAGCCACACUGUCCAUUCUCUUUUGUUUUAUUUUUGUUCAUCUCCGUGAGGGCCGAGGUUUCCACAAGAGGAACCUAAAGGUAACCCUGUUCUAUGGUCAUCGCGGUCCCGUCAGAAGGGGCAACAUGAUUCAGACCAUCUGGAAUGAGCUUCAUUAUGUUAAACGUUAUGGGAGGAGCUAAGAUGAUUGGCAGGGGGAGGAGGUGGGCUGAUGAACUCGAGUGAGAUGCUCUGUCAGUGAACGUCAUAUUAUUCACUUAGUCUUUUACACCUGUCUUGUUUGCAGUUUUGGUUUCUUGUAAGGCAAUGUAAACACUGUGUCUUGUGGUCAUUUCUCUAUUCAUUCUGGCACCUUUUCGGGUAGUUAAAGUAGGUUUUUGAUAUCUACCAGUUACCUGUUCUUAUAGAAGCUAGAGAUUUUGCCACUUUCAAAGAUUCAUGAUAUAUCAAAGAGCCAUUUGUCACUUAGUAAUUGAACCUUACUGUUUUUUUUUAUUAUUAUUUUGUUUUUUGUUUGUUUUUUUGUUUUUUAAUUUGGUGGCACAUGGGUAGGAGGGUGGGAGAAAAUGACAUCAAGUUUUAUAAACAAUAUUAUAAAGACUGUUAACUGCAAUAUCCUGGAGGCAUUUUCAAGCACCAUACCCCAGCACAAAAAGAGCCAUAAUUAAGACUAGGAGUUUCUGAAAUGGUAGCUUGAGAUGUGUGUGAUCUACUGUACUGGAGACACAGUCUAACUGCCCUUAGCACGGAGUAAAACGUUUUCAUGUCCUCACAGACAUUUCAGUUGCAUUAUGCAGCACUUUCACACGAGCAUUGUUCAGAAAUCCAGAUAUCCCCGUUUUGUCAGGGUUUAAAUUCUUCUUUGAGCAAUUGACCUGGUAAUUACAGCUCACAGAAAGAGCGUGUUCUGUUUUGUAUUUUAUUAUAUAAAAUAUAUCAUCAACAGUAGUGGCAAUUACAGUCAAAACAGUUCAUAUUAUGUAAAUGUAUUAAGUAAAUACACUUUUACAAAUCCUUAUUGUUCAUUGUAAAUUAAAUAUGAAUUUUUUGUAUAUAAUUUCGGUAAUGUAUGCACAUAUGCUCUUAAUUGACUAAAAUUUGGCUCGUGCCAGAUAUUUAGUAAUGUCGGUACUUUUUCCUAGUUAUGAAGCAGUUUGGGAAAAACAGCACUCUCGUUUGUCCGAAAUUAAGACAGUUUUGUUUACAUCACAACUUUAGUCGCAUUACUUACACGGAGUAGUUAAAAUACUCCCCCAUAUAUAAAUAAUGAUGUUCUUAUCAGUUAUUUAUCAAACUCGUACUUUGAGAUACCUCGUAAGGAAUUCACUUGUCUGUUGUUGCAUAUUAUUGAAAACAUUUGAUUGAAUUUUAAAUUUAAAACUACUACUAAUGAUUUUUUUCCACUGUUUAUAUUGAAGUUUUCGGUGCCCUUUGUCGGGUUCGUUUCAUAAGAACGCUUUUCAGCACUGAGCUUUGGGCGAGAGUAAAUCUGAAACACGCCGUUUUUAACCAGUUUAAAUAUAAAUGCAACUAUAUGAUGGCAUUAUUGUAUCAGAAAAUGGCUAGAAAAUGUUCAUGUUUUUUUUUCCUUCCGUGUUUUGUAUGUAGAGAUCUCAUCGCUUAUGCUCACUGGCAUGUGGCCGGCAUCAACCUCGAGCAGACACCUCCUGUACAGCUUUGAGGGCUCUGGUUGUUAAAUAGGCUACAGGCUAUAUGUAUGAUAAACCAUUUUAAUAAUUGUGGGUUUCUGAUCCAUAACACUGAGAGCAUGUUACCAGCAUGAACAUUAUUUCACGAAUAUUAACUGAUAUGUCAGGCGACGUAUUAACUUUCACAGGGUAAACUCUUAGAGACGAGUGCUUCAGGCGUGCACAGUGCAUUAUUAUUAUUAUUAUUAUUAUUAUUAUUAUUAUUAGCCUAUUAUUAUUAUUAUUCGGAUUGGGGCUUGGCUCUGGAUCCGAUGCGUUUCUGCGGUGCUGUUUGCGGCCGCUCCCGAUUUCCUCCGCUUUUCCUCCGCUAAAUGCGACGCGCCUUUUGUAAAGUGUCUCCGUGCACAAGCGGUGUGACCGCGUUUUUAACCCGGUCCUUUUGUGUUUAGUGCCCGUACUGGGAUCCAGCGGUUUUGUGGGGGGAGGGGUUGCGUGCGAAACUUUUAAACGCUUCUGUUUCUGUCCUCGUAUUGUGAAAGAUUACGUGAACGUAAAAGUGCUAUUAUCAACUAUACUUGGAUGGUAUAUCUUUGACGACAUCAGAAAAAAAAAUCUUGCUGCUAAAACUGCAAGUGUUUUAUUUCUACGUAAUGGCAGGAAAGAAAUCAACAGGAACAUUUUUAGGAACUUUUUUGUAUGUAUCGAUUUUUUUAUUAUUUGUGAUACAAAAGUUUUAAAUAUAUUUGUCUACUUACAUUAGGUCUCUGUUGCAGGUGCACUGCACAAUGCCCGUAAUCGAUGUGUAUAAUUACGAAAUGUCUGUGCAUAUCGUGUACUGUUUGUAUAGCUAUUAUCCACUAUGUGGGCUUUAUUGCUGCAGAAGCAAGACGAUGUUUCCCUACAAACGAUUAACCUAAAUGAAUGGUGAAAAGUUCACAGUCUCAUGUAUCAAUAUUAAGUACUUAUAUCUAACAUGUACAUAUAUUUAUGCCUCAAAGUACGCUCUGUCCUGAAGCUGUAAAACAGAACACCUGCUUUUUCUUACACCUCGCUGAAAUAUUUUAGUUGUGACACAACUGGGCUGAUCAAAGAUAAGCGAUGGUUGUCAAAAUGAAAAGUCAUGGUAAAUGUACUCCAAAAAAGUGACUUUGCACAUUCACUUAGCAUUUGUGUAAGCUAUAAUAACAAACAUGUCAGUUGUAAUGUGGGUGUGUUAACUAAAGCCAUACCAUGAAGCGUGUUUACAUAUGUUUGUGUUGUAGUCGGAAACAGAUUUCACUAUAAUGUCGUCUUGUGGAAAGAUCUGUAAUCUUCAGUAGAUUGGACAUUGUGGCUUUCCAUUUUCCUUUUAUUGCUAACUAUGCUGUUGACUUUAUAUUCUGUACUGUCAAUAAACUGAGAUUCAUUUUAAAUUAUUAA
This is a messenger RNA of Paramormyrops kingsleyae, 5526 nucleotides long. It is a transcript of the gene ptprr, whose product is annotated as protein tyrosine phosphatase receptor type R. Gene Ontology annotation, cellular component: cytosol; cell junction; plasma membrane. Gene Ontology annotation, molecular function: protein tyrosine phosphatase activity; protein kinase binding. NCBI's taxonomy places the organism in Eukaryota, Metazoa, Chordata, Actinopteri, Osteoglossiformes, Mormyridae. The record is from RefSeq and is a predicted model, not a curated record. Gene Ontology annotation, biological process: signal transduction; protein dephosphorylation.